Messenger RNA from Ornithodoros turicata, 391 nucleotides. RefSeq lists its product as uncharacterized. Lineage: Eukaryota; Metazoa; Arthropoda; Arachnida; Ixodida; Argasidae. The record is from RefSeq and is a predicted model, not a curated record. Bases 1 to 372 code for a protein of 123 amino acids. The transcript has 4 exons.
AUGCCUUCACGGCGCACGUACAAGCCGAAGACAGUUUCUGUCGUCAAGCCGAAACCGGAUGGAAGUCGGCCGAAGACUGUGAACUACUACCGUGGCAACUACUGUCUGGAGACCAACCCUUUCACCAUCUUACACACGGAGACCUACAGGAACAAAACUACGAAAGAAAACAUGAAACUGUACUACCGCUGUCUCGGAGGAGAGAUGGAUGUUGUGGUCUGCGGCAAACUCACCAAAAACAGCACGGACUUAUGCACACUCUACGAGAAGAAAUGUUACAAGAUCUUCAGCGAAAGACCCGGCGACAUUGAAGGUGUCCUGAAGCGAAGGGAAAAGCUCAAGAAGUGCAUGGGUCGUUACUUUCUGGGAUAAAGUUUGUGAUACUUGCUUC